ACUUCAUUCCCUGGUUCUAAAUUGAUGAGUUCUCCUUUUGCAGGCUGCUCUUGAAUCCUCAGCAAAGUUUCCAAUGAGGGAAAAUUCAGCCAUUUUUAGCGUAAUUGUCUUUGGUCUCAUUCUCAGCACACUUGGCGAUCAAGAUUGUUCGCUCAGGAAAGGCAACAAGAACGAAAAGAUUCUGCGACGAAUCUUGUUUGCAAACUACAGCAAGAACCAGCGUCCUACGACUCCAGUGCAUAUCUCUCUACACCUGGUUGUUUCCAAUCUUGAUGAAGUGGAUCCGAAGAAGGAAGAAAUUGGUUUAGCAAUUUGGCUUCGAAUGUUCUGGAUGGAUAACCGCUUACGAUGGAACGCAACCCAGCACAAUAUCACAUCUCUUACCUUAGAUUUCAAGGAGGUCUGGACCCCAGACAUGGUUCUUUAUAACGCAGUUGGUGCCGUCAGAGAUUUUGGUUUAUCAAGCGAUGACGAUCUACCCAUGGGCCUUAUCGUUUAUAGCAGCGGUAGUAUCUUCUUCUCCCAGCCAACGAACAUCCGUAGCGCAUGCGCGUUAAACGUUGCCGACUUUCCUUUUGACGAUCAGACUUGCCAAUUGACGUUUGGUUCAUGGACUAUGGACUCCAGCCUUGUGAUGCUGGACCUGCGCAAAGAAGGAAUCGACAUGACGCAAUUUGUAAAAAACAGCAAAUGGGAUGUACUUCAAAUAUCUCCUGAAGUACGCAUGCACGACAAUUUUCAGGACAACGAUUUUUCUCUUGUGGUGUAUACCAUAAUGGUCAGGCGAAAAUCACUUUUCUUUAUUGUCAAUUACCUCAUUCCUUCGGUAGUUAUUUUGGCUUUAUCCCUGCUACUGUUUCUCAUCCCGCCUGAAGUUGGAAAGCGAAUGGAGGCCGGUAUAAACCUUCUACUGUGCUUAUCUGUGUAUCUCAUGCUGUUAAACACAAAGAUGCCAAACGCCUCAAAAAAUUUCCCUCUGUUGACAAAGUUCUCCGGCUGCGCAAUCAUAAUCCUUGCAUUGGCUAUGUGUUGCACGUGUUUAGUGUAUGCUGUUUAUUUCAUGAACUCAUCCGGUGUGGAGUUGCAUCAUACUUCGCUGUUUAUUCUUUUUAAGAAUUUCAUAUUACAACGGCUACAACCACUUCUCUUUACCAGUCCCUGCAGACGCUUAAAACGCACACGAUCUCGAGCACGAUCAAAGGUUCAUCCUUCACAAACAGUUUCAUUUUAUUUUCUCCCAUCAGUAGACUUAGAUUUGACGCCAGAUUUCGAUGCCAGGAAGGAUAAAACUCCCGAGGAAUGUCACAAAGAUGAUGGACAAGCCCAUUCAAUUCAAGACCCACCCCUGAUAAUUACUAGUGAUAGCCAUGGUACAAUUCCCCGGAUUUCUGCAGCAGGUCGAGUAGAUCAGGAGGGUCGCCUUACACUGGUUUCAGUUGGUUCUUCUUUCGAAUACAGCAGUAGCGUUUCGAGUACUGCCUCUGUCAGGUCAGAUGAAAAUGUCAAAGCUGUUAUGGCUACCUAUAAUGAAUCAAUUGCAGCUGAAUUUGUAAGAAGUGAAAGCCUGACCGAAGAUUGCAAAAAAGUUUCUUUUGCUUGCGAGAAAAGCGAGUCAAGAAAAGUUGUCAAACGAAGAGCAACCAAAAUACACGACGGUGAGUCAGCAGUAAAACGUACUGAGCACACUCUGGUUUGUUCAGCGGGAUCAUCUUGGUUCACUCAGGUAUCGUGGGAUGAAUCAUUGGACGACAAUGGCAACGAUAUCGAGGACAUUUCAGGCCGUCUACAAGAAGGCGUAGAUCAGCUAAGAGGAUUUAACAGCGGUUCAGAUACCAAAGAUUCUGACGUAGAUGACAUAACCACUGCUAUUGAUGGUUUGGAUUACAUUGCUGAGUAUUUUGAAAGAGAAAACACACAGAGGGCAAAUACAGAACAGUGGAAAAGAGCAGCCAUGGUUUUAGACAGAGUAUUUUUAAUCAUUUUCUUUACGGCUAUUGUAGUUUCGCUCUUAACUUGUUUGUUGUUGGCUGCAAGAGUCAGGAAGUAUUUCAUUUCGUAACUUAUGACAAUUUUGAGAUAUUGAAUGUUUUACAUUGCAUCUUACCUCUUUUCUCGCCAAAUCUCUGUUUUUAUCCCAGGUAUAGAUCACAAAUAAUGCGAAAGUAGCCAUUGUAAAAAAUAAAAUGUACCGUAAGAAAUGUCUUAGUUAUUCCAGGUUCUUUCGGGCAAAGUCUGAUGCAUUUGGUUCGAUUUUGGUCUAAUCCAUGAUCGCUCGACGAAACCCACCUUUUUCUAUUGGGAAGGGAACGCAUUCUACACAUUCCCUAGAAUUAUCAAUCAUUUCAACAUUUGGUUAUAAGACUUUUUAAAUCGGCGAGUCUCUUUUAGGAGAACCAUGGCCUUCUACCAUCCUAAACUCCUAAACACCU
Molecule: messenger RNA, 2429 nt
Organism: Pocillopora verrucosa
Lineage: Eukaryota; Metazoa; Cnidaria; Anthozoa; Scleractinia; Pocilloporidae
Source: RefSeq, a predicted model, not a curated record